Molecule: messenger RNA, 6210 nt
Organism: Neltuma alba
Lineage: Eukaryota; Viridiplantae; Streptophyta; Magnoliopsida; Fabales; Fabaceae
Exons: 12
Coding region: 1-6210 (2069 amino acids)
Molecular function (GO): ADP binding
Source: RefSeq, a predicted model, not a curated record
AUGGAGGGCAUCGGUGCGGAAAUUGCAAAGAAUGAGGUCCAAAGUUUAGUAAAUUUUGUCAAAGGCGAAGUUCGAUAUUUAUGUUGUUUUCACAAUUAUGCUGCAACAUUUGAUAAGAAAAAGGAAGAACUAAAAGCAAAGCUCCUAGAUGUAAAUAGAAUUAUAGAAAAAGCCAGAGGUGUUUCUAGGGUUACAGAUGAAGCACUACAAUGGACACGGGAAGCUGGAAGUCUCAUUGAGUGUGACACUAGAAAAGAGAAAUGCUUUAAUGAUAAGUGUCUUAAUUGCUGGCAACAAUAUCGGAAAGGCAAAGACAUGGAGGAGAAGACACAACAGAUUGACAGACUUUUGAAAAGAUGUAACUUUAACAUAGUGGCAGGGGCAGCUGAUUUUCCUAGCAUAAAAUACCAAUCUUCACAGGAUUUCAUGCAUUUUGAGAGCAGAAAGUCACAGUUUCAAGAUCUAAAAAAGGCACUAGAAGAUGAAAAUUGCAAUAUGAUCGGAUUGCAUGGCACUGGGGGAACAGGCAAAACCUCAAUGGCAUUACAAGUGGCUGCUGAACUCGGAGGAUCCAAAUUUGACAAAGUCAUCUUUCUUGUUGUCUCUCAGCUUCUAGAUUUCAAAAAGAUUCAACAUGAUUUGGCAAAAGAUCUUGAUUUGGAAUUAAAGGAAGGAAAGGAAGAAGAACAUGCAAAGAAAAUAUGGUCCAAAAUCACUAAUAUGAAAGAGAGGCUUCUUAUAAUCCUAGAUGAUGUAUGGGAAGAGCUUGAUCUUAUACAAAAGUUGGGAAUCCCAUCUAGUCACCAACACAUGGAUUGCAGUGUAUUAAUAACCACACGUAAUCCACAUGUUUGUUCAUUAAUGAAGUGCCAAAAAUUGAUUCAAGUUCAGAUAUUGACUGACAAUGAUGCAUUGGAUCUUUUCCUAGCACAGGCUAGCAUUAAUGGUUCCUCUAGUGGUUUGAGGGUUGUGGCAGAAAAAAUUGUGGAGAAAUGUGGAGGAGUACCAGUUGCAAUUGUAGCAAUAGCAAGAGCAUUAAAAAAUCGGCCUUUAUUUGCUUGGACAGAUGCUUUGAAAGCUUUGGAAUCCAAUGAUAUUAAGCAAGGUUUGACAGAGGCUUAUAAAUGCCUGAAAUUGAGCUAUGAUUACUUGAAAAAUGAAAAAGCCAAAGAAAUAUUUGUCAUAUCUUCUUUGUUCCCAGAAGAUUUUCAAAUUUCUAUACAAAUUUUAAGCAAAUUUGCUAUAGGAUUAGGCCUUUUUGGAGAGGUGGACAGGUACCAUUCAGUAAGAAGCAAAGUGGGUGAAGCCAUACUAGAAGUGAUCGAUUCUUCUUUAUUGUUGACUGACAAUGAAGAAUGCAUGAAGAUGCAUGAUUUGGUUCGUGAAGUAGCUUUAUGGAUAAGAGAGAAAGAUACUCAAUGGAUCAUGGAUCUUAAAAAGCCUAUAAAACAGAACUUGCGGUAUUUGGUUUGGAAGAAUGAUGGUUUUCCUGGUAAAUUCGAUGGAAAGAACCUAGAAAUUUUAAUGAUAUUUCUAGGUGGUUCAAAGAAUUUGGAAGUACCUGAUACAUUUUUUGUAGAGAUGAUGAGGCUGAAAGUUUUGUAUUUAGCAAGUGAUGAACAAAUUUCAGUUCCAACACUAAUAUAUUCAUUUCGAUCAUUAAAGGAUGUUCGGACUCUCAACCUAUUGAAUUUGAAAUUAGGCGACAUCUCCUUGCUAGGAAACUUACAUAGGCUUGAGAGUCUUUGGUUAUUUGAUUGUUCAAUCAUUGAGCUACCAAAAGAAAUUUUAAACCUAAACAAGUUGAGGUUGUUGGAGGUAGAUAAAUGUGAAAUUGAAAAGAACAAUCCUUUUGAAGUGAUUGGAAAAUGCUCCCAACUGGAAGAAUUGAGCUUUGUAGGAAAUCAGGUUGACAUAAAAGAAGCAUGUGUUGUUUUUGAAAAUUUAUCUCCUUCUACGUUACAUAGAUAUAAAAUAUCUUGGUGGAAUCUUGAAAGGAUUCGGGGAAUAGAAAAGUAUGGUUUCAUAUCAAGAUGGUUUUACCCAUGUGAUUGGCGGAAUCUAAUUUCAGAGGCAACAUUCAAGCAAUUUGUACGAACUGCCGAGCUUCUUAUAUUAGGAGGGUGUAAAGAAACAAGAUGGAAGAAUCUUGUCCCUGAUAUUGUUCCAGUGGAAGAAGGAGGCAUGAAUGAUUUAAUUGUUCUUCGUUUGUAUUCUUGGCCUGACAUGCAGUGCCUCAUUGACAGUAAGAAUCAUGAAACUAAUGUGACUACUUUCUCCAAGUUAGUUGAACUAAAUCUCAAAGAGAUGGAUGUUGAAGAUUUAUAUCGAGGUUCUUUGCCGUCUGGCUUUCUAGAGCAAUUAGAGACUAUGAGGUUGACGAAGUGCCAAAAAUUGAGAAAUAUAUCAUUUGAUGGCAAGUUGAGCCUGUGUCAUCUUAAGGUCAUGGAAUUGAAUGCUUGUCCAAAAUUGACAUCAAUUUUUCAAUCAUUCACCGCUCAGAGUCUCACGCAAUUGGAAACACUAAGUAUUGAGAAUUGUGAUUCCCUAGAACACAUCAUAGCAUAUAAGAGCUCGGAAGGAGAAAUAGCGGGUGGUGAUAAUGAAGAGAAGAGUUAUGAGUCAUUGUUCCCAAAAUUAAGAACUCUUCAAAUUAAACGAUGUGGAAGAUUACGAAUGAUCUUGCUAGUUCUUUUCGGCGGAGCUCUUGCAUCCUUGGAAGAGAUAACGAUAAGUGACUGUGAGCAGCUGAGUUAUAUAUUUGAUAAGUUCCAAAAUGGAGACCAUACUAUGCUGCCCUCACUAAAGAAAAUGGAACUUUCUCAAGUACCAAGUUUCAUCAGCAUUUUUCGAGAAUAUCACAAAUCCGUGUCUUUGUCAAUGCAAAAGCCAUCACCUCCAAUUUUGAGAACAAAGACAUCUGCAUUCUCUUGGGCUCCAAUGUGUUGUUUUGGGCAUAAAUCGAGUGAAGAGACCAACGUCGCCGUGUGUAAGGACAGAGUUCCGAACGACGCAACACAACAGGGAUCAUCAUUUACAUCCAAGACAUGGUUUGAAACUUCUGGAAUCAUUCUGAGACAACUAUAUUUCAAUGUCGGUCAUAUCAAGAAGUUGAAAUUGGCACAAGUGUCUUUAAAUUCGGUAUCAUUAUUUACUUUAUCCAUGGCCUCGUUGAUAUUGUGGGAAGAGCUCACAGUUAAAGGAUGUGAUGGAUUGAAGAACUUGAUAACAAUGGAGGAAGAUGAUUAUAAUGAUAAGAUGAUGAUGAGUUGCCACUCUGUUUUUCCGAAGUUAGAGAAACUAGAAAUCUUGGAGUGCAAGGACUUGCAAUUUUUAUUUCCAUCUUCAAUAUCUAUAGGACUUCAAAAUUUGAAGUCAUUGAUGGUCCAGAAUGCUCUUGAGUUAAAAUAUGUUGUUGGAAAAUACCAUCAUGUGGAUCAUCAAUCAAAUCAAAAUCAUAACGUUGAGCUUCACUUUGAUCUCCCGAAUUUAGUGUCACUCUGCCUUGAAGAUGUACCAAUGCUUAUCAGCAUUUUUGCAAUGAAUUAUAACUUGGCAUGGCCUUCUCUAGAGGAUGCUACUUUGGAGAAUCAGAACGCUGAAUCUUUUACUGAUGAUUUGCUGGUUUGCCUAGAAGGACAACCAAACAAGAAAACCAUCAAGGAAUUAGAUACAUCUAAAAAUGUGAUGCCUCCUAUUCGAGCAACUCGGUGCCUUUCAAUACAAUCAUUGAAUAAUAUUAAAAAGAUGACUCUCUUGAAUUUUUCCAACUCAAAGACAUUGUUAACGCUACCAAUGGCCGCCAUGGUUCUGUGGGAAGAUUUGACAAUUGAAAGAUGUGAGCAACUAAAGUACAUUGUGGCGGAUGAGGGAGAAGUUGGAGCUCUCAUGAAUCACAGAUCCAUCUUUCCAAAGUUGAAAGUGUUAAGGGUUUCAAAUUGUGAUGCACUGGAAUAUCUAUUUCCAGCAUAUGCAUUCAGAUCACCCUCACAUCUGAAAUCUCUAUCUAUUUGGAAUGCUUCUGAGUUGAAAUAUGUGUUUGGAACAAGCCAUCAUGAGAAUCAAAAUAUCCAAACUUACAUUGAUUUCCCUGUUCUGAAAUGGUUAAAUUUUGAAUCCCUACCAAGGCUCGUGAGCAUUUAUCCAAAAAAUUAUUACUUGAGAGGCCUAUCUUCUCUAAAAUCAUUUUAUUUGGAAGUGGCUCCAGAGUUUAAUAUUACAUCUUUUACUGAUUUCACGGUUCAUGCACUUGGAGGACAACAGGAUUCCACCCCUGCACAGGCAGCGCAGAUGCUCUUGCAAUCUGUAGAGAUGAUUGUAUUUCGUGAAUCUAAAAUAGAGGAGAUUUUCAAUUUAAUACAUAUGGACACAGGGGAAAAAGGGGAAGGACGUGAACCACUGACAUCAACCUUAGAUUGGUUGGUGUUGGAAAGUUUAAGUGAGUUGAAGAAUAUAUGUGUGGGUCCCAAAUAUAUGCUUAGCCUCAACAACAUUUCAGAAUUGGACAUCAAAGGAUGCAACAAGCUUAAAGUUAUCUUCUCGAACUCUAUACUGAAGAGCCUACCGAACUUGGAGGGGCUGACGAUAUCAUCAUGCAAGGAGUUAACUCACAUCAUUGAGGAAAAUGCUGAUGAUGAUCAUUUGUGUCGUGAACCAUGCUUUCCAACCCUAUCUGAUCUGACGGUUGAAGGUUGUGACAAGUUGAGAUACUUGUUCUCAAUCACAGUUUCUGGUAUCCUUCCAGAUUUACAAGUUUUGAGUAUAAAAGAAUCUUCCAACCUUGAGCAUAUAUUGAUCAGACAAGAUGAGACAAAAGAGAUGGGGAUGAUGGAAGUGCUUCCCAAAAUUAAAUAUCUAACCCUUGAAAAGCUUCCAAGCCUCGUCAGUAUCUGUAAUGAAGUUGAUUUUCGAAAUCUGGAAGAAUCCUCUGAAGUGAAUGAUUGUCCUCGAUUUUCUUUCUACGAAACUACAACUCCUCCUCAGGUUCCAGAACAGCUUUCCUCGCAUGUAAAUAUGGGAGACGUCAAAGAGAAACGAGGCUUGGAAGCAGAACAAUCCCCAACUAUUUCACCAGAGGAUGAGUUGGUUGGAAGAAAAUUGAUGAAAAAUAAAGAAAUAAUUAAGAAUCCACAACAAUCAAUAGUUGGUGCACCAGACAUCACAAAGAAUGAAGAAUUCGUUGGCAAAGGAAUGAAAAAUGGAAAAACUAUGAUGGAUCCACAACAACCCACAAAUGGCACAUCAAAAUCGACAAAGAUUGUUGAAUCAAAACCUGAAGAAUGUAUUUCAACAGAGACCAUACGUCCAAGCUCCCUAACUUCUAAAACGCAGAAGGUACCUGUUCCUAUGAGUCCAAGAUUCGAUGUCCUUUCGGUUGGAGGCAUCACCAGCAAAAAUAUUGAAAUUUUUGAAGAGGAAGAGGAAGAGGAAGGUGGCUUAAUAGCUACCAGGAGACAGAGAAGUAGAAUGAAGGCAGAGGAUUCUUCGUCAAGAAAAGAGCACGAGACUUCUCUUCAUGGUGAACCUUCUGUGCCACCCUUACCAGCAAGUCCCAGGCAAAUUCCUUCAUCUACUCCUUCCAUGUCCACUUAUGGGAUUGAACCUUCUUUUUAUGACGCCAACAAUGCUUUGAGUGUUCCUGGGGUGAAAGAGAUAGUUGAUAUGAUGAAACUAGAGGGUGCUGAGAGUUCCAUGCUGGCAGAGGCAUUCAAAAGUCACCCACACCUACACCUUUCUUCAGAGUACCGAAGCACUGAGUUGUUGUGCUUCUCUUACAGGGUUCUGCUAAAUAUCUUGAACAUUUUGGCAACCAGGAACCCCUUCACUAUCACUGAGGCAGACAACAGAUUGUUGGCAAAAUAUCUAAAUGAUGCUUCUGUUCUAGGCUUUGACAAAGAUUGGCUUCAGUCUGUCAGAAUCAAGGUUUUCAGUUACGAUGGAUCUGAAGUUCAGCCCAUGCAACAAGUUCUAAAGGAUCUGGGCAAUAAGCUCCAGAGAAAAAAGGCAGAACUUGCAAAAGUUGCACAAUUAGCAGAAAUGGCUCAGAAAGAGUUAGAGGCAGCUCAAUCCCAUUUUGACAUUGCACAGCAAGAGCAUGCAAAUACUAGGGAACUUCAUUCUCAACUUCUCCAGGAAUGCCAAGAAAUUCUGGAACAACGAGAUCAAUGUUGGGAAACAAUUGCUGCAAAAUAUAGGCCUUUUGGAUUUUAG